CUCCUAGCUAGGCCUACUACUAGUCCUUUAGCCGCUCCCCUUCCUCAAGGAAAAAGUGCAGACGUGCAAUGACUCCUUGGCUAGCCUAGUCGAGGCCUACUUAUUUGGGAUAGGGAGGAGUGCUGGCCUAUGUCCAGAUUAAAACAUGAGCGAUCUUGGUAAAGUUCUUGAGAAAAGUAAGAAGGACCUUGCUGAACGACUCGAAAGUUUCAACAAUUUAGAUGUUGAUGAAUGCUUAGAAUGUAGAUUAGUAGGAGCUGGUGGAGCCAUAUUAACUGGUAUAUAUAUAGCGUAUGUUGGAAAGAAACGACACCAGACCGCUAAGUAUCCUAGACUUAGUAGAGUGCCCUCUGUUGUUGCCACUGCAUGUUUGUUUUCCAUUGGGAUCUGCCGUCUGAUAAAUUUCAAUCCGUGGGAAAAGUUGAACAUCGAUCCAUUGAAAAUAUUUGAUUCCCCUGAAUCAAAAAGUAGCGACAGUGGAGAGAGAUAAUACCAGAUCAAAUAUAUAUGGAAAAAAAAAAUUAAAAGUUUCAUUUGUCACUAUGUAGACUGACUGAGAUUGGUGAGAUGGUCUUUAGAGCCAGAUUUCGGUUGUUAAUGUGGAUCGUUCUGCUAUGCCCCUGCCGUUGGAUAUUGUUGCUAAAGGUGCGGCAAGACAACUGCGUGAGUGUUGGUAGAAUGACCUGUUUUUUGAUUGGUCAAUUGUAUAGUUUGUCUCUCCAGAACGUUCCAUAAACAGAAAUAUUCAUAAGCGUAGCAGUUGAGCAAACUUUUCAGCAUGUAAUAAAGGUAGAUAGCAUUUAAAAAAACUUUAUAGCUCUGCUAUUUAUAACAAUUUGCAGUGGACCAUUGUUGUGUAGGCCUACUCUGCAAAUAGUUUUAUUGAUGAAUGUAAUUUUGACUGCAACAGCUGGUAGUUCAGAGUUUCAUACUAUACUUGUGAUGUACUUUGUUUCACAAAUAUUUACUUCUGCAGUAUAAUUUAUGCAUGUCUAAACACAUGUUCU
Molecule: messenger RNA, 1007 nt
Organism: Anneissia japonica
Lineage: Eukaryota; Metazoa; Echinodermata; Crinoidea; Comatulida; Comatulidae
Exons: 3
Coding region: 146-490 (114 amino acids)
Source: RefSeq, a predicted model, not a curated record